This is a messenger RNA of Chelonoidis abingdonii (Abingdon island giant tortoise), 741 nucleotides long. The record is from RefSeq and is a predicted model, not a curated record. Lineage: Eukaryota; Metazoa; Chordata; Testudines; Testudinidae.
AUGCAGAGAGCCAGCGGUACCGGAGCCUGGCACAGGCCCCACCGUCCUGCUGGCUGCCAGCUCACCAGCAACAGCCAGGCCACCUAUGUCCUGCACCUGGUGCGGCAGGCCUCCCGCGCAGGGUUCAGUGAGAUGCUGCAUGGGCAGCCGGCCCGGGUGACCCAGGGGCCGCCUCAUGAGCCGGAGUGGGGAUGGAGGGGGAAGGGGGGACAUGGAGAGUGGGGAUGGAGGGGUCAUGGGGGAAGGGGGCAGGGAGCCUCAUCCAUCUCUCUCCCCAGGACUGUUGUGUUCAAUAACCGAGGGUGCAAGGGGGAGGAGCUGCUGACCUCCAGAGCCUUCUGCGCAAGCAACACGGAGGACCUGCAGACCGUGGUCACUCACAUCAAGGCCCAGCACCCACGGGCACCACUCCUGGCUGUGGGUGUAUCGCUAGGCGGGAUCCUGGUGCUGAAGUACCUAGCGCAGCAGGGGCGCAACACGGGGCUGGUGGCUGCCAUGACCUUGUCCGUCCCCUGGGACAUGGAGGAUUCCAGCCGCUCACUGGAGCAGCCGCUCAACUUCCUGCUGUUCAACCGGCGCCUCACGGCCAACCUCCGCCACCUCGUGAGCCGGUGGGACUGGGUCAGGGGGCCUGGAGGGCUGGUACACAGAGGUUGGGGAGACUCUGGGGCUGAUACCUGACCCUCCCACCCCCCUGUAUGUGGUGGGGAGGUGUGGGGCUUGUUCAUAUGGUGUCAGGGG